AUGCGACUCUUCGUUCCUUCCAAGGAGAUAGACCUGCCUCAAGGCUUCGUUUUCUCAUGGCUCCAAUCAGUCUUCCCAGGCAACGAUCAUUCGAACGGUGAUCAUAAUACGUCAGAUUCUCCUAGCUCUGUACCCCAGAAGCAAAAACGGACUUCCGAAGACUUCGGUGAAAUGACACCCGAGCAACGAACUCGACUUGAGAGCGGCAUUGAUGGAUUGGUUCUUGAGCCUCCUGUUCCUGGAUCCGAUAACGAGAAAGACUUUUGGCGCAAAUGGUUCGACGAUUUUCGCAAACAGAGUCUGAAACAAGACCUAAAAGACACACCGACCUGUCGUGACCUGGAGCGUUUCAUUCGAUACGCAUCUGAAAGGGUGAAAGUAGAGAGCGAUUACUAUGCCCUUCGGCUUUUGUGUAUCCACACAGGACUAUUUCAUAUCAAGGAGUACCUUAUCUUCCAGUACAAUGAUUUCGGCCUCGAUUCAUAUGAAGAGACUAGGAUUUUGUCCACCUUCAAGGAACUCCUGGGCAAUGGGGAAAUUGAUAUCGAUUCGGAUUUGGACGUUGUCAUGUCGGGAUAUCCUUAA
Fusarium subglutinans is the source of this 585-nucleotide messenger RNA. RefSeq lists its product as uncharacterized. The transcript has 4 exons. The record is from RefSeq and is a predicted model, not a curated record. NCBI's taxonomy places the organism in Eukaryota, Fungi, Ascomycota, Sordariomycetes, Hypocreales, Nectriaceae. The coding region runs from base 1 to 585 and encodes 194 amino acids.